This is a messenger RNA of Lymnaea stagnalis (great pond snail), 1191 nucleotides long. The record is from the annotation of a GenBank genome assembly. NCBI's taxonomy places the organism in Eukaryota, Metazoa, Mollusca, Gastropoda, Lymnaeidae.
AGAAUUUUCCCCGCUGCUGUGCACAAACAUUACAAUCAAUUUUUUUUUCAAAAAUGGCUUGUUGUGAACUCAGUUUGACCACGGGACAGUGUGUGCGUGUGGCGCCUCAGACACUCCAUCACGAGCCUCAACAAGCAGCCUCUAGACAUGGAUGAAAAUAUAUGAGAGACACAGCCCCCCGUAGUCAUGUAUUCAAAGUAGCAGAGUUUGUUUUUAGACAUCUUCUAGUUUUUUGUUUUAUCAUUUCAUUCUACUAAAGGACAUUUCCUGGUGUGGUGGACUUGUAGGCUUCUCCAUACGUCGUCCUUCGUAAUCAAGAUUUAGAAUCGCAAUUCGUCUGAUAAAGAUCUUCUUUUAAGUGAGUUGUAACCACUUCGACAAGAACUGAGACCAAGAAAUAACUGUAUAAAUAUCUCGUAGUAACACAUUUCAGCAGGGACUUUUGGUUAAUUUCCUAUACUAACAACCCAAUCGAUCUAGGAGCCAGACAUCCGAGUUGGCCCUUUAGUUUCUUAAUCAUUCUCUUCAUCCCGACCAAAACAAUCAGACGUGUGUGUGUGUGAUCUCCGUCAUGUCAGUGGUGCCAUGCUAAAAUUUGUGACGACAAAACCACCCCGAGGUCGAUCGCCCAGUGGCUCCGGAACCCCUGACCGUGACGUCAUCCACCGUAUGUCCCGCGAGACCUCGCCGUCGGCCACGUCACUGAGGACCCACUACUCGCCGCGAAUCGUCCGAAAGCACCAUUCAUUCUCUCAUCCGCACCAGUACCCCGACGGCAGAGCUUCGUCCUCGGCGCCUUCAUACCGCACCAGCCCCAACCCUUCGCGGGGCGGCGCCUGGGGUCAAGGCCAGACCGUGCGUCGGCCAGGAGAUCAGGCCAGGACGUACCAAGCACCUCCCGAAUUCAGAUCUUCCGGUUUAUCCGAGCAAGACUUCUGCCGCCAACAGUCAUAUCUUUUACAACCUCAGGAACGUCCCCUCCAACAACAGCAGCAGUUACGGCAACAGCUACAACCGGGUAGUUUUGCCGGCACCAAGUACGCCUACCAGCAGGCGGCUGCGAGCGAUUCAGGUAGUCCUUACGCUACUCUGUAUUUCCGGGACUCCAGCUCUGACGUCAUCAGCCCGACCUCCAAAGAAAACAAAUUCCCCCUUGAACUUGAAGGUCUUUACUCCACCACCAAGAGCUCC